AUGUUAGUCACAGCUCGAAUCGAAGAGCUGUCUCAGGUUGCCGAUCUGGUAACGAUGAAGCAGUGCUCCCCUGUGAUCACCAAGCCAGUGUCGAGUCCCGUUGGCGUAAUAAUACGUCUAGGUGAAAUAUUGCGACAGCCAAGUCCGGUCAACCAUGAGGAAUCUGUCGACAUCGAACACCCACUUUGUGUAGAUCAAAUAGCGAACCCCGAGUGGAAAGACGGCCAGCGUUGCUGGGAGGCCAAGGGGAAAUGUGCUCAAUUGUACGCAGAAGCAAAGAUCAAGCUACUGAAAGAGUUGGACCAGUCUCGACAAGAGUCUUUCCGUGAGAUCUGUGUGUCACUUUUUAUGGUGGGAAAGACGCCUGGAAAAGCGAAACCUAUGAUCAUAAUUUCCAGCGAAGACAAACAAUCACGUAAGGAAGCCAAAAAAGCCAUCAUCAGAAGCGGCGUUCUAACGGAUUUUGGCUUCGAAAUCGGGGUGCUUAAGUAUCUCCCAUCAGGCCCCAUCCAUCCUGUCGCCGGAUCACCUAGUGAAGCAUGUUGGAAUUCAGCAUCAGAAUCCGAAGGAUUGGGUUCGGAUACUUGGAAAGAGAAGACGUCCAAUUCUGCUUUCCAUUCGAAUACGCCUGUCUCUUUAUCUGCCUACUAUGAUUCGAAACAAGGGCUAAGAAUCACCGGAAUGCCCAUAUACGUCAAGACAGCAGAUGGUCGAUCAAGAAUGGGAACAGCCAAUGUCGUGCAUAACGGAUCCAAAUACGGUUAUAUCACUGCAGCCCAUAUUUUCGGUCCUCUGCAUCAAAGCCCUUCGUCGAUCGAUGAUGACGAAGAUGAUCUCGGUAUACCAUUCGACAGCGACAGCGACGAUGAGGACGGCGAAGAUGAUUUGAACGAAAAGGCGUCCUUCGCUGGGGUCUUGCUGUCAGAUUCAGUGAGAUCAAGAGAAUCUCACGUCUUCCACGCAGAUGGGUUUGGUCUCGGAGGAGAUACUAGGCCUAGAGAUCUCCCCGAAGUCUCGAUAGAUCUGCCGCACGAUCUGGCUUUACUUGGUCAUCUGGAGUCUGGCCAGGAGCCCGAAAAAUCUUUGGAUUGCGCGAUCAUAACCAUCGAUGACCCUGAACUUCAGCUGAAGCUUGAUAGGGCUAGGAUUCUCGCAAGAAAUGAUGGCUUUCAUGUGUCGACUUCUACAGCCGAGCCUGAGCCUUCGCUGGCUAUAGCAUGGACCACUCAUGGUCAUGUUCAUGGCACUCUCAACAAGGUCCCUAUCUUGAUGCGCCUACAAGGGAGCAUGUCAUUCAAAUCCGUAUAUACAUUUGUGUACAAGGGUGCAAUCAAGCAUGGCGAUUGUGGAUCACUGGUCCUCGACACCAAUAGUGGAGCAUUGUACGGCAUGAUCAUAGCUGCUGCGGACAAGCAGCCCACUGCCUACAUAGUAGCGGCGAAAGCAUUGAUGAACCAUGUCGCGAACGCAGGAUGGCAUUUGCUGGAUGCCAAUGAUGAUUACAUGAACUCUAACGAGAUCCAUGACGAGGAACCACAAGCGCAAUCGCGACUGCAACCGCGACUUGAACACACAUCUCAUGAGCCACUCAUGCCCGAGCCGGCUAUCAGAAGUCGUGACAAAGCGCUGAUCCGUGUUAGCGGUAUCGGUACAUAUCCUGGUCGUGGAACUCUCAAGGAUGGAUGCAACCCAGCCGAACACACAAUCGUGUACUUUUCCGGGACUGAUCCUGCAUCAUGCUACAUUCCCGGCGAAUAUGAACGCGGCAUGACCAAAGAGCCGAUCGAGGUUGUGCCCGCUGAACCAAACGAGAAGAUCAGGAGAGAGUCUCGUAUCCGAUUCGGCAAAGUGUAUCCAAUCGAGAUGAACGUCAAAGUCAAAGACAUUGGUCGAGUUCGCGAAGACCAGAUCAGUGCACUGAUCAGCUACUGGGCGCAGGAAAACCAUACGCCGACUCUUGCGUAUACUCCUUCAUCUUCCACCGCCUUCUCUUUGAACAAAUGGGAAUCGGGCGGGUUUUCCUCUCAACGUUUGUAA
This is a messenger RNA of Alternaria hordeiaustralica, 2037 nucleotides long. RefSeq lists its product as uncharacterized. The coding region runs from base 1 to 2037 and encodes 678 amino acids. NCBI's taxonomy places the organism in Eukaryota, Fungi, Ascomycota, Dothideomycetes, Pleosporales, Pleosporaceae. The transcript is spliced from 2 exons. The record is from RefSeq and is a predicted model, not a curated record.